Molecule: messenger RNA, 1015 nt
Organism: Hevea brasiliensis (rubber tree)
Lineage: Eukaryota; Viridiplantae; Streptophyta; Magnoliopsida; Malpighiales; Euphorbiaceae
Product: mitochondrial import receptor subunit TOM20-like
Exons: 6
Coding region: 1-393 (130 amino acids)
Biological process (GO): protein insertion into mitochondrial outer membrane
Cellular component (GO): mitochondrial outer membrane translocase complex
Molecular function (GO): protein binding
Source: RefSeq, a predicted model, not a curated record
AUGGCCGAGGCGACUGUUGUACAAGAAUCGCUUUGCUUUUAUGGUUUUGAGGUUGAUGGAGUGGAUAUUAUUUCUAUAGAUGCCAUUUCGAAGUUGGAGGAGGCUUUGGUGAUAAAUCCUGCCAAGGCUGACUCCUUAUGGUACAUUGGAAAUGCUAAUACCUCUUAUGCAAUUCUGACUCCUGACCUUGUUGAGGCAAAAGAGUAUUUCGACAAGGCAUCUGAUUACUUCCAACAAGCUGUAGACGAGGAACCCAGUAACGACCCUUAUCACAAAUCUCUAGAAGUCACUGCAAAGAGCUGCACAUGGAGAUUCAUGAGCGUGGAAUCAGUCAACAAACUAUGGUGGAGGGUCUUCUGCUUCUUCAAAUGCAAAGGGUUCCAAGAAGAAUAAGAAGAGUAGUGAUUUGAAAUAUGACAUUUUUGGAUGGAUAAUCCUUGUAGUUGGAAUUGUUACAUUGGUGGGAAUGGCAAGAUCCCAUGGUUCUCCACCUUCAAGAUAAGCCAUAAAGUAAAUGCCAAAUGCUUUUGGGUGUUGAUCAAACAAUUCUGACAGGAUGUCACGUAGUUGAUUGAGUUCUGCAUUUUUAUCGAAGGUGGUCAUUGUAACUGAACUGCUCUUGGUGUUAGGCUAGCAGCAGGAUUCUUCUUGUAUAAUCUUGAAGUUCACAUAUAGUGUGUGGUGAAUCUUGUUACAUAUGACGAUGUGGAAUAUAUUUCUAAGAGGCAGUGGAGAUCAAAUUCAAGGAUUAUCUAAGCUACUUCAGGACCAGGCCCACCACUUUCUCUUAAAUCUUAAUGGAAUCAAGUGCUGGAUAAAGCUGGCAAAUUCAGAGUGGAUGCCUUUCUAUUAGUGGAAACAAAUCUCAAAAGAGAAUGAGAGAGAUAUGUUCUUUAAAACACCAGAUAGUGGGAACAAAUUCCUAGAUAUGUUGUUAGGAAGUAGCAUGAUAAUGUUAAAUUAAUAGAAGUUUACAAGGCAUUCCACUUUGAUUAGUUUUUAUAAGGAUUUCUUG